GCGGAAACGUCAAAUUUAUGAAAUGACAGAUUUAUCAUGCCUUCUCUCUUUCGCCAUUUGACAAGUUUCCGUUAAACUAUGGCUGACACACAAGCUGCCCCUGCUGCUGCUGCUCCUGCCGCCAAGGCUCCCAAGGCCGCUAAGGCUGCUAAAGCUCCCAAGGCUGCCAAGCCUGAGAAGGCUGCUAAUGUGAAAUCUGCCCCCAAAUAUAAGCGUCAUGGCCGUUUGUUUGCCAAGGCUGUUUUCACUGGCUACAAACGUGGUUUGAGAAAUCAGCACGAAAACCAGGCUAUCCUGAAGAUUGAAGGUGCCCGCAGAAAGGAUCAUGGCAAAUUCUACAUUGGCAAGCGUUGUGUUUAUGUUUACAAAGCUGAAACCAAGAAGUGCGUACCCCAACAUCCAGAACGCAAGACACGUGUACGUGCCGUAUGGGGUAAGGUGACUCGCUUGCACGGUAACGGCGGUGCCGUUCGCGCUCGUUUCAACAGGAACUUGCCUGGUCACGCUAUGGGUCAUCGUAUUCGCAUUAUGUUGUACCCAUCAAGGAUUUAAGUUGUUUACACUUAAUUGCAUCUUUAAGUUUAAAUAAAGAUAACAGAAAACCACAAACCAUUUUUUUAAUAAUUAAUAAAACAACAGACUUAAAACCUACAAA
Messenger RNA from Stomoxys calcitrans (stable fly), 655 nucleotides. RefSeq names its product large ribosomal subunit protein eL33 (gene RpL35A). NCBI's taxonomy places the organism in Eukaryota, Metazoa, Arthropoda, Insecta, Diptera, Muscidae. Gene Ontology annotation, biological process: ribosomal large subunit biogenesis; cytoplasmic translation. The transcript is spliced from 4 exons. The coding region runs from base 79 to 552 and encodes 157 amino acids. The record is from RefSeq and is a predicted model, not a curated record. Gene Ontology annotation, molecular function: structural constituent of ribosome. Gene Ontology annotation, cellular component: cytosolic large ribosomal subunit; ribosome.